UUCUUUUUUAUCGACAUCGUCGUCGUUGUCUCCGCCGUCGAAGGCUUGACGACCCUCGUCCGAGUUUGGCGCUCGCCGCGGUUGAGUAGUGUAGAGAGUUCACGUAUCCCCAGUAGUUGCGAGUUCGAUGUCGCGUCGACUAAGCCAGGUUUCUCGCCAGUGAUCGCGCUCUCGGAAGUGUAUAGUUUUGAGGCGGUUGACAUCUGGUCGGUUCAAUUCGGUUGAUUUCGCGGGUCAAAGUUUGUCCUUUUUUUUGUUGCUGUUUCGUGGAGUCAGUGAACGGUGCUGGUUAUCAUCGGUUCAGAGCAACGGCAAGUUCAGUUGGCUGGUGAUCUCGUUACGUGGCGGUUUGUUCUUCGAAGAAGAGACGUGGUCGCGACGAUCGACGGGUUGACGAUCUGUGUGAAGCGAGCAAAAAAGUGUUCAAGAUGACGGAGUCGUACGAGAAGGAUGACUACAUGAGUGACCUGGUCAACUUCAACAGUCCCGUGUCGUCCCAUAACCAUCAUCAUCAUCAUCAUCACAACCAUCACCAGCAUCAGCACCACCACAAUCUUCAUCAUCAGACCCAUGGUCACCACGGCAGCAAUGUCAACAACUAUUCCGGUGGUGGUGGAGGAAGUAGCGGCAGCAACAGCAGCAGCGGCAACAGCAGCCACAACACUUCCAUCAAUGGUAGCAACGACGGCGGAGACAUCCUCGCCGAGGAGGACGAGAUGCUGCUCUGGAGAGCUAGAAGGUUGGUUGAGAGACCCCCGACGACGACGAUCUUGGGUUGAACUCUACGACUGUGUGACGUCGAGCACGCGAAAAAAAACCAGAUUUGCAAGUUUUUUUUCGUUGUCCAUCGACAUCGACUUGUACUACAGCCUAUAGGCUAUAGCUGAGAGGAGGAGGUAAAGGUUGUCUCUGCUGUGCUGAUGGGAGUUCUGAGAGUUGUGCUGUGUAUACAAACACAGUAAGAGGGUGCUUGUUGGGGUGACACGCGAUUGCAAAGUUUCGGCGUGACUGGCUGGACUGGCGGACCGGAUGUUGUGGUUUGAGCUAGGUGGUCUGCCCACUUGAUGUUGGAGUGGGGAGGGGGAGAUUGGUUCUAAGUUUGGACAGACUGGUCUUAUAGUUUUGGUUUUUGUGUUUGGUUUGAUCAGAUUAGUUGCGUUGAUUGAUGAAAUUGUUCUGCAAAAUAAGGUGACGAAAGAAACUGGAUU
Messenger RNA from Culex pipiens pallens (northern house mosquito), 1208 nucleotides. Its product is annotated as probable serine/threonine-protein kinase fhkB. The transcript is spliced from 2 exons. Lineage: Eukaryota; Metazoa; Arthropoda; Insecta; Diptera; Culicidae. Bases 429 to 779 code for a protein of 116 amino acids. The record is from RefSeq and is a predicted model, not a curated record.